Botrytis sinoallii is the source of this 1377-nucleotide messenger RNA. RefSeq lists its product as uncharacterized. Lineage: Eukaryota; Fungi; Ascomycota; Leotiomycetes; Helotiales; Sclerotiniaceae. Gene Ontology annotation, molecular function: oxidoreductase activity. The record is from RefSeq and is a predicted model, not a curated record. The coding region runs from base 253 to 1173 and encodes 306 amino acids. The transcript is spliced from 7 exons.
AAUGGAAAUGCAAUGAUACAUAUGCGUGCGUUACUAGUAUGAUAUCAUGGAGCAGAUGUCUUGGCAUUUUCUAUUUCAUUGGGGAAAUUUGUUAGAUCACGUGGAUUGCAUCAUCGUAAGCAAGCUGCAGAGUCGGAAGUAGUAUAUUAAUCGCGGAUAAAUAUCAAGUCUGAGUUCUCCUUCUUCGACGUCACAGUUUUUUGAAAAUAAGUCCACUUCAACGUGUCUCCACGCUGCCCGCUUUCAUUAGACAUGGAAGGCUACAAACUUUCUGCCCCGGUAGAUUGCACGAGUACACUUGACACAGGAAGUUUGAAAAGAAAGACUGCUGUCAUUACCGGAGGUGCAAAUGGAAUCGGAGAAGCAUAUACAAGGGCGCUCUCUGCUGCAGACGUCAACGUAUGCAUCGGGGACAUGGACUCCAAAGGUGGUUCGAAGUUGGCAUCGGAGCUUGAGAACGCCAAAUUUGUGAAGUGUGAUGUGACCAUUUGGGAAGAUCAGCGCCGUCUUUUCACUGAAGCUGCAUCUUUCACGGGAAAGGUGGAUUAUGUUAUCGCCAACGCAGGCAUCUGUGCUCCUGAUGAAGUCUUUACUUUCGCAGGCAAAGGCCAGGAACCCACAGAACCAAAUCUGAAAACAAUCGAUGUCAACUUGAAAGGGACAUUGUACACCACAAAACUGGCUCUUCACUACUUUAUAGAACAAAAUGGAGAGAAGCCAUCGCCUCAGCAAGAGGAUACAUGCUUAGUGCUGAUCGGAUCUGGGGCAGCAUUUCUGGACUGUCUUAGAGGACCUGUAUAUCCGAGCACAAAAUGGGCUGCGCGAGGUAUUAUGCAUUCUCUGCGAAGAACAGCAUUCUACCAUGGCAGCAGAGUUAAUGUCAUCUCUCCCUGGUACGUCAAGACAUCGAUAUUAUCUGCAGAAGCUUUCGCGCACGUGGAGAAGUGCGGGGUAAAAUUCGCGGAAGCAGAAGAUGCAGCAAGUGCUCUUUUGCGAAUCCUAUCUGAUCGAACAAUUAAUGGCAAAUCACUGUUCGUCUCGGCGAGAAAGUGGGCACCAGCAGGGUAUCUAGACUUGGACGUUGAUGAUUACCCUGGGAAUGAGCUGAUCCAGGAAAUUCAGGUGGAUCAGAUGAAAGCAGCUCCUGUGGACAAAGGCUUGUUUCUGCCGUAGAGUAGAUUGUGAAUCUCGAGAUUUCCGGCGUACUGUAACUUUAAAUUUCUCUGAUUUGAUGACUGGCCUUGGGGCGGUGCAAAUGAUGUAAAUAUUCCCCACACAUAUUUUGUACUAAAGGGGCUUCUGGUAGGUCUGUAUUCAAUGCUUAAAUUGCGUUGAUGGAGGGAGAAUUGCAAUUGAACCGUCGCGUUUUGCCUUUUU